ACCUCCAGAUUUACUGGAAGAAAGUCACAGGACACUCACGUGUCCCGGGCCCAGAGAAAAUUUGCAAUGACCUCGCGGACUCUUUAGCCAAGAGUGGUGCCGUAGACGGCUCUCAGUGGUCCUUCGACCCAUCAUGGCUAGUCAAAGUUCAGUCAACACAGCCUAAUGUUGAAGUAACAGCAGUUACACGGGCUCAAGCUGUAGCCGAGGAGGCUGACAACACAGUCUCGGUGCAACCGAUGCUGUCUGACCCUGUGUUGUCAGCCUCCUCGGCUGCAGCUUGA
Messenger RNA from Austrofundulus limnaeus, 284 nucleotides. Its product is annotated as ribonuclease H. NCBI's taxonomy places the organism in Eukaryota, Metazoa, Chordata, Actinopteri, Cyprinodontiformes, Rivulidae. The record is from RefSeq and is a predicted model, not a curated record. Gene Ontology annotation, molecular function: RNA-DNA hybrid ribonuclease activity; nucleic acid binding. Gene Ontology annotation, biological process: DNA replication, removal of RNA primer.